Parathielavia appendiculata is the source of this 1695-nucleotide messenger RNA. RefSeq lists its product as uncharacterized. Lineage: Eukaryota; Fungi; Ascomycota; Sordariomycetes; Sordariales; Chaetomiaceae. Bases 1 to 1695 code for a protein of 564 amino acids. The transcript is spliced from 2 exons. The record is from RefSeq and is a predicted model, not a curated record.
AUGUCUAAGCCGUCCACCUCCCCAGCUACGACCUCAGUGCCAUCGUCAUCCAGUACCUCGGACGCGCCAACUGCUGCGCCUCAAUCCAUUGAUUCAGCUGGCUCACCAACAACAAGUGGAGCCUCCACAUCAUCCCCGUCGACCGCACUAGGAGGCGGUUUCACAUGGGAGGUGACUCAGUCGGUGGCAGGGCACCACGCCCCACUGAUUUUGGCGAGAGGAUUCAUGGUGAUGAUGGGGGCUUUCUACAACCAGCAGAUCAUUCACGAGCCCGUGAGGAAGAUGCUGGGGUCGGGGAUAUCCGGGGGAGAAUUGGCUCAGCUGUCGUUUGGUGCCGGUAGACUCGGUCUUAUCAUGGGCCAGUUCGGUUCGAUAUUUGUCGCCGGCACCUCGUUCGUUGAUGUGGACUACUGUGAGAGAGACGGCAUCGCGACCGGCAUGACGCCUUGUCCUCCAAGGAUUAGCGGCAACCCUUGGGUGUUUGAUGUGAUUAUCUCGGUCCUCGUCGUCCAGGCGUCCAUGGUCCUCUAUUCCUUGACUAAGUGGUUCCAAAAGCCGGGCGGGAUUUCGGCAGACCCAACCACCAUUGCCGGGGUCGCAGCGGUCAUGGGCCAUCCCGAGGUCGAGCAGCUGUUUUCCUCGUUCCCAGGUGACAUGUCUGAGGAUGAGUUGAAGGACGUUCUCAAGGGCCACAAGUUCAUGCUCGGCGAGUUUGCGAUGGAGGACGGCAUCGUUAAGUACGGUAUCAUGCCUGUGCCUCUGGAGGACAGACAGGACGAAGACGACAACAAUGGUAUUUUUGGCAGGAUUGGCCAGCAGUUCAGCGGGGUUAGGGAAAGAUUGGCAGUCCCGGCCAGUUGGAAGCCAACUCCCUUGGUGGUUGAUCUGUGUUUUGGAGUGUUUAUACUUGGUCUGCUCGGUCUUGUCCUGGCCGCCUUGGCUACGCUCGACCAGCCGGAAUUUCUCUUUCCCCAAUCCGUCACCUCCAACAGAAUAGGCAUGAAGAUAGGCCUUGGCCUCCUCGGCGUCCUGAUCUCCCUCUAUUGGGGCAGAAUCUUUCAAGAGACGCAGACCAUGACGCCUUAUCAACGCCUGUACCACUCCUCUUCCCACCCCUUCCCAACAAUUCUUCUCCGUCGACACACCUCUCCGCUCUGCGCCAUCCUCCCCCUCCUGCGCACGGCGCACCUGAUGGCGGCCUCAGUCGCAAUCACCGCCUUGCUCAGCGAGGUCCUCAUUGUCACACUCGCAGGCAUCGUCCUUCCACAGCGCGUCGACGAACUUCAGGCCGGGUCACCGACAGAAACCCUUAUCUGUGCCGCCAUCUCGGCAGCAAUCUUGCUUCUGAUGCUCAUCCAACUGGUCGCAAUCCUGAUCUGGCGCCGGGCAGGGCCAAAGAUGCCGAGACGGCCCGGCUCGAUUGGGAUGGUCAUGACGUAUCUUGCUGGCACCGAGAUGGUGAGAUCGUUCUAUGGCCUUGACAAGUUGACCAGCCGGGAAAGGGACCGCAUGGUGUGCAGCAGGGGCAGGGUGUACGGAUAUGGAUGGCGGAAGGAGGGGGAUGCUGGGUGGUGGCGCGCGGUUGUUGAGGAAGUUGGCGAGUCGGCAGAAAGGAGGGGAUUCUUAGACGAUGGGAGUACAAACAGAGGGGAAAGGGGAAGGGAGGAGGGGAGGCUUCUGACAAGGUGGUUUUAA